UCAUUGAUCCCAUCAUUCGACUAAUAUGCAAUGUAAACAUUUUCUCUCUCGUACUCCAUAAUCACAAAUAAUUUUUCUCUCACAACUUACAAACUAAACUUGCCAAACAAAAAAAUUAAAAAUUAACAUCAACGAUUUCAUCUGUUGAGCUAGAACAAAACUGGCUAUGGCAGAUAAGGCUACAGAUGCAAUGUUGACAGUAGCCGAAAAGGCUCCUGUUACAUCCGAGAGAAAGAUUCGGGCUGACCUUGAUAACAAGCUACCCAAACCAUACAUGGCACGAGCAGUGACUGCACCUGAUACUGAUAACCCGAAUGGGACAUUGGGACACAAGCAUCGCAAUAUGUCUGUUCUUCAGCAACAUGUAUCGUUUUUUGAUCAAGAUGAUAACGGGAUUAUUUUCCCUUGGGAGACUUACAAAGGAUUUCGUGACCUCGGUUUCAAUGUUUUCGCUUCUUUUCUCUUCAUGGUACUUGUCCAUGGAGCCAUGAGUUUUGUCACUCUGCCUACCUGGUUGCCAUCACCUUUCUUCCCCAUUUACAUAGAAAACAUACACCGAGCCAAGCAUGGAAGUGAUUCUGCGACUUAUGACACUGAAGGAAGGUUCAUCCCAGCAAACCUAGAAAACAUUUUUAGCAAAUACGCUCGCACGGUGUCAGAUAAGCUCACGUUCAAAGAACUUUGGCAUAUGACUGAUGCAUCUCGUAAUGCCUGCGAUUUCUUUGGCUGGACUGCAAGCAAAAUGGAAUGGGGAGUUCUUUAUAUGCUCGCAAAGGACUCCGAUGGAUUCCUAUCAAAAGAAUCAGUAAGGCGCUGCUUUGAUGGAAGCUUGUUCGAGUAUUGUGCAAAGAUGCAAAAGGAUGGGAGCAAGAUGGGAUGAUUGCAAAUCGCUAUGAGCAAAGAUAUAGAUAUGUCCUUAAUUAAACUUGCACCUAACUGUAGUACAACAGAAUGUUACUAUUUACCUAGUUACUGUAUCCAGUUACAGAAUUACUAUUAGUA
Erigeron canadensis is the source of this 1002-nucleotide messenger RNA. Its product is annotated as probable peroxygenase 3. NCBI's taxonomy places the organism in Eukaryota, Viridiplantae, Streptophyta, Magnoliopsida, Asterales, Asteraceae. The transcript is spliced from 6 exons. Gene Ontology annotation, molecular function: monooxygenase activity; calcium ion binding. The record is from RefSeq and is a predicted model, not a curated record. Bases 167 to 880 code for a protein of 237 amino acids.